AUGGAGUCAGAGGUAUUAUCUGAAGGCCAUCGGCCGGUCAGAAAUAAUGAACUGGAGUGUCCAGUAUGCUCCAAGACUUUUGACAAUCUAGGGCAAUUGAAUCAUCACCUAGAUUUUGACCAUGGAUUUGAUGGCGAUGAAAGUAAGGGCGGUAACGGUACCUCUAGUGGCAAAUUUAUAAGUCAGGGGGAAGAAAGUCUUGAAGCUGAUAACAAAAGGGUACGACAUCAAAACAAACUAAUGAUCAGAAAUCACUGGAAAAAACCAAGCCCAGAGCAUCAGAAUUGUCAUGUGUGUAAAAGACCAUUAAAUCAAAUCAAUGGAUGUAUUAAUUGUAGAAAAUGUGGUGAGCUUUUUUGUAAGAUGGACUGCAGAAAUGUGAUGCGCUUAAACGCAAAUGCGGAAUACGAUCCUCUGAAUGGUAGAUGGGUCAAUUGUUGCUACCAAUGUUUUAUUCGGAGAGAUGGGUAUAAUGAUUAUGGAUCCGUGGUUGAUCUUAUUGAUCAGUUCAAGACACUAAGACACAAGAAAAAUGAAGACAAGAAAUUAAUGCAACUACAACUAGAAAAUAGACUUGUAUUACUUAUUGAUGGUAUCAGCAGGAUACUCAAAAAAAAUGGUAACGGUGUUUUUAUGAGCUACCGUGUUUCCAAGGAAAUAUCGUUGUUAGAAAGAACUGUAACGGCAUGGAAAGAUGACCGAGCUGCAUUGAACUGUCCGAUUUGCUCUCAGUCGUUCGGAUUAACACUUCGAAAACACCACUGCAGAUUAUGCGGCAGUAUUGUUUGUGAUAAUAAGACCACGAACUGCUCGAACCAAGUACCUUUGGCGUAUUUGGCUAAUGCUGCUACUGAUUUGCCUUUUAAAGAGUUUAACCCGCAAACAGUUGACAAAGACUAUUCAAUACGAAUAUGUUCUCAAUGCAUUCACAUUUUGUAUGUUGGCAGAAAAUUCAGAAGAGAUAUAGAACAACCCGCAUCCAUCCUGCUCGCUAGAUGUGAGAGUAUAUAUAAUCUUUCACAAGUCAUAUCCAAUAUUUGGCCUUUACUCAACUCAAGAUUAGAGGAGAUUGAGAACGCUCAGAAACAAAAUGCUUCUCCAAAUCCAGCGCUUAUUGCAGAAGCUACGAAGCUAAGGAAGAAAUUGUUGAGAGCUGUUGAAUCCUAUAAUAUUUUGACCAGACAAAUUUCGUCCAUGUCACCAAGAAAUGCCGCCCAAAAAAAGAUUCAGCAAUCCUUCCAGAUAGCAUCUUCAAUUUUUAUAACCGAGAAGAUAUUGAAACUGAAAUCUAUUCCAAUUAUUAGCCCUCGGGUCAAUGAGAACAGAGGUUCAAAUGAGAGUACUCCCGAAGUCCAAAAACUUUCGGAUAUUGUAUUCAAUGACCUCACAAUAAAAGAAAUAAAAGUUUGUCGUGAAGAGUUAAUGGUGCUUAAGGAACAGAAGUUUCUAGUAGAAUCUAUGAUAGAAAAUGCGAAAAAACAAAGAAAGUUUGAUGAAAUAGCUGUGCUAGAUCGAAACUUAUUGGAAUUAAAAGGUAAAAUCGAAGAAAUUCAAAACAGGCUCGGUGAACAAGGUUUCCAUUGA
Zygotorulaspora mrakii is the source of this 1584-nucleotide messenger RNA. It is a transcript of the gene PEP7, whose product is annotated as phosphatidylinositol-3-phosphate binding protein. NCBI's taxonomy places the organism in Eukaryota, Fungi, Ascomycota, Saccharomycetes, Saccharomycetales, Saccharomycetaceae. Gene Ontology annotation, molecular function: metal ion binding. The record is from RefSeq and is a predicted model, not a curated record. The transcript has a single exon. Bases 1 to 1584 code for a protein of 527 amino acids.